AUGUCUUUCUUUCCGACCCAGAUUUUUGCAGAGGGCACCACCGAGGAGAAGGGUGAGAAUGCGCGUCUGGCUGCCUUUGUUGGUGCCAUCGCGGUGGGAGAUUUGGUGAAGAGCACUCUUGGCCCGAAAGGAAUGGACAAGAUUCUCCAAUCUGCUUCCACCGGCGAUAUCAUGGUCACAAACGACGGUGCCACAAUCCUCAAGUCAAUAGCCCUCGACAAUGCCGCCGCCAAGGUGCUGGUCAACAUCUCAAAGGUCCAGGAUGACGAAGUCGGUGACGGCACCACGUCCGUUGCUGUGUUGGCUGCCGAGCUCCUCAGAGAGGCCGAGAAGCUGGUUGACAAGAAGAUCCACCCUCAGACCAUCAUCGAGGGUUACCGGAUAGCCAGCCAGGCUGCUCUCAAGGCCCUGGAGGAGUCUGCCGUCGACCACAGCAAGAGCCCCGAGGCCUUCCGCAAGGACCUCGUCGCCAUUGCACGAACAACCCUGAGCUCCAAGGUUCUAUCACAGGACCGGGACCAGUUCUCCCAGCUCGCCGUCGAUGCGGUCCUUCGACUGAAGAAAUCUUCCGAUCUCAGCCACAUCCAAAUCAUCAAGAAGGCCGGAGGAAAGCUGAGCGACUCCUAUCUGGAUGAGGGCUUCAUCCUGGACAAGAAGAUUGGUGUGAACCAGCCCAAGAGACUGGAGAAGGCCAAGAUCCUGGUCGCAAACACAUCAAUGGACACAGACAAGGUCAAGAUCUUUGGCGCACGUGUCAAGGUGGCCUCGACUGGAAAGUUGGCCGAGCUGGAGAAGGCUGAAAAGGAGAAGAUGAAGGCCAAGGUGGACAAGAUCAAGGCCCACGGCAUCAACUGCUUCAUCAACCGCCAACUCAUCUACAACUGGCCCGAGCAGCUCUUUACUGAUGCCGGCAUCAUGUCCAUCGAGCACGCCGACUUUGACGGCAUUGAGAGGCUGGCGCUGGUCACGGGAGGUGAGAUUACCUCCACCUUUGACCACCCCGACCAGGUCAAGCUCGGUCACUGCGAUUUGAUCGAGGAGGUCAUCAUUGGCGAGGACACACUGAUCAAGUUCUCGGGAGUGGCGGCUGGUGAGGCCUGCACCAUUGUGCUGCGCGGUGCUACACAGCAGCUGCUCGACGAGGCCGAGCGAAGUCUUCACGACGCCUUGGCUGUCCUGUCCCAGACGGUCAUUGAGCCCAGAACAACGCUUGGCGGCGGAUGUGCUGAGAUGCUCAUGGCCAAGGCCGUUGAGGGUGCGGCCACACGAGUGGAGGGCAAGAAGCAAGUGGCCGUCUCUAGCUUUGCGACUGCCCUUCGACAACUGCCCACUAUCCUGGCUGACAACGCUGGAUUGGAUUCUGGUGAGCUGGUUGCGCGCCUGCGAAAGGCCAUCUAUGACGGUCUGACCACUUAUGGCCUUGACCUGAUGACUCCUGGCGGCGGUAUUGCGGACAUGCGAGAGGUUGGAGUUAUUGAGAGCUACAAGCUGAAGAAGGCGGUUGUAUCAUCUGCCAGCGAGGCAGCAGAGCUUCUCCUGAGAGUGGACGAUAUUAUUCGGUCCGCCCCUCGGAGACGGGAGCGCAUGUAA
Molecule: messenger RNA, 1590 nt
Organism: Trichoderma atroviride IMI 206040
Lineage: Eukaryota; Fungi; Ascomycota; Sordariomycetes; Hypocreales; Hypocreaceae
Biological process (GO): protein folding
Cellular component (GO): chaperonin-containing T-complex; cytosol
Molecular function (GO): ATP hydrolysis activity; ATP-dependent protein folding chaperone; ATP binding
Source: RefSeq, a predicted model, not a curated record